Molecule: messenger RNA, 1575 nt
Organism: Auanema sp. JU1783
Lineage: Eukaryota; Metazoa; Nematoda; Chromadorea; Rhabditida; Rhabditidae
Source: the annotation of a GenBank genome assembly
AUGGCGUCUGGCAUGAAGUUUCUAUACUAUUCUAAGAAGCCUGCUCACCGUACUUUAUCAAACUCAAUAUCACAUGGAGAUACGCGUCUGGAGGAUUUCAAAAGACGAUUUCGACGAAGUGGAUCAUUGGGCAUUCCUUUUGUUCCAGAAGAAGAUAUCAAAGACCUCUUCACGGAUAAUAACUCGCUAGAUUCAAGUUUGUUUGAAGAAGAAGGUCGACCAAUUCUCACUGUCAUCGUUCGCUGUGAUCGAGCAGUGAAUGGCAUUGCUGAUAUGAUAAACAGCCUACCGGCCGGAACAUCUAUAAGGCAUAUGGAAAGCCGAGAUUGUGAAGAUGGCUCUAUGGUUCAUAUGGAUAUCCUAGUAGAGCUAGAGUUGCAAAAAGGAAUGAACAACCAAGACGCAAUGAAGAUUAUGCAACGCCAAGGCUUGAACGUAUACGAGGUGUCUUUUAAUAUAACACCCGCAGUAACCGAGAAUACGGAGAAAUUCGUAGAGCCCGGCUCGAAUGAUGCAACGACAGGAUCUCCAUGGUUUCCAAAAAAUAUUUAUGACUUGGAUAUUUGUGCAAAAAGAGUUAUUAUGUAUGGAGCUGGAUUAGAUGCUGAUCAUCCCGGAUUCAAAGACAAAGAGUACCGCGAUCGCCGAAUGAUGUUUGCAGACGUUGCUCUUAAUUAUAAACAUGGAGAACAGAUUCCUCGUAUUGAUUAUACGGACAGAGAGAAGAAGACUUGGGGAAUAAUCUAUCGUAAACUACGUGAGCUACAUAUGAAAUAUGCUUGCCAGGAAUUUCUCGACAAUUUCGAACUUCUUGAACGCCAUUGUGGUUAUUCGGAAAGUAAUAUUCCUCAGCUGGAAGACAUUUGCCGAUUCUUACGAGCAAAGACAGGUUUUCGUGUUCGUCCUGUUGCUGGUUAUCUGUCUGCUCGAGAUUUUUUGGCAGGCCUUGCUUACAGGGUAUUCUUCUGUACUCAAUAUGUCAGACAUCACGCAGAUCCGCUCUAUACACCCGAGCCGGAUACUGUUCAUGAGCUGAUGGGACAUAUGGCCUUGUUCGCUGAUCCCGACUUUGCCCAGUUUUCACAAGAAAUAGGACUGGCUAGUCUAGGAGCUAGCGAGGACGAUUUGAAGAAACUUGCAACGCUAUACUUCUUCUCCAUUGAGUUUGGGCUUUCAUUCGAUGGUUAUGAGACUGAAAAUGUAGGAGAUAACCAAAAAAGCCAGAAAACUAAAUAUAAAGUUUAUGGUGCUGGCUUAUUAAGUAGUGCCGGAGAAUUAUAUCAUGCCGUUGAAGGCAAUCCAACAAUUUUACGUUUUGAUCCAGACAGGGUUGUUCAACAAGAAUGUUUAAUUACAACAUUUCAAGAAGCUUAUUACUUCACUCGAAAUUUUGAGGAAGCUCAACAGAAGCUCAGGAUGUUCACAAGCAGUAUGAAACGUCCGUUCAUUGUUCGUUACAAUCCAUACACCGAAAGUGUGGAGGUUCUGAAUAAUAAACGAUCACUUAUGUCAGCAGUGAAUACUCUUCGUUCGGACAUUAAUCUUCUCGCUUCAGCUCUUCAUUAUGUGAUUUGA